This is a messenger RNA of Ananas comosus (pineapple), 306 nucleotides long. RefSeq lists its product as uncharacterized. The record is from RefSeq and is a predicted model, not a curated record. The transcript has a single exon. NCBI's taxonomy places the organism in Eukaryota, Viridiplantae, Streptophyta, Magnoliopsida, Poales, Bromeliaceae. The coding region runs from base 1 to 306 and encodes 101 amino acids.
AUGCACGGGGUGAAGCGGUUUGGCAUUCGGGGGAAGUUUAGUCCCCGGUAUAUUGGCCCGUAUGAGAUUCUAAAAUGGAUCGGGCCGGUGGCAUACAAGUUAGCAUUACCGCCGAAGCUUGCUGGAGUGCACAACGUGUUCCACAUAUCGAAUCUCUGCAAGUAUUUUCGUAACUCCUCACAUGUGUUGGAGUAUGAGUCGGUGGAGUUGCAUGAGGAUGCCAGUUACGAAGAAUUUUCGGUGAGCAUUCUUGCUCGAGAGGAGCGGAAACUACGGAAUCGGACCAUUCCGUUUGUCAAAGAGUAA